Molecule: messenger RNA, 1624 nt
Organism: Perognathus longimembris pacificus (Pacific pocket mouse)
Lineage: Eukaryota; Metazoa; Chordata; Mammalia; Rodentia; Heteromyidae
Gene: Ms4a2
Product: membrane spanning 4-domains A2
Exons: 8
Coding region: 482-1213 (243 amino acids)
Biological process (GO): cell surface receptor signaling pathway
Cellular component (GO): external side of plasma membrane; plasma membrane; Fc-epsilon receptor I complex
Source: RefSeq, a predicted model, not a curated record
GGUCUUGCCUCAGGUCCCCUUGUGCUGGGAUUACAGGCUUGUGUUACCAUGCCCGCUAUAUCUCUUUCCUAUUUCUCAUGGAACACUGGAAGUUGGUAUCACUCUCAGACACUUUCAAUCUCUUGCCACAUUUAUUGAACCCAGAAUUUGCUCUGUGUGUGCCUGCACGUGUGUGAGUAGGGAGGAAGGAGGAGGAGGUGGUAGUAGAAGGGCAAGAUGAGGAGAGGGUCAGAACCUGUGAUUCCUUUGAGAGUAUCAGAACAUGCUUCCCAAGAGAUGGCACUAGCAGAAGGUGUAACUUGCAAAGUCACGCACAUUUAUUUUAAGCAGAUCAAACAUAUAGUUUGAGAAAACAGUUGUGCAUGUGGAAUCUGAAAGCAUUUUCCGUUUUGAGCUUGAGGAGAUCGACUACCUAGUGGUAUAACCUAGAGAAGCAAUUGGGCUUGUCAAAAGAGGAAGCUAGAGAUGAGGACCUGGGAAAAUGAGCACAGAACAUAGGAGCAGAGCAGGAGUCACGCUCCCAAACCCACAAGGACCUUCCAGUGCCUCUGAAAUCGAAGUCUUGGACGUGUCAAGUGAAAAACCGCUACCAAAGAAGCCGGUCUCCCCCCAACCACCACCACAGACAUGGCUGACUUUUUUGAAGAGAGAGUUGCAGUUCCUGGGGGUGAUACAAAUUCUGAUUGGCUUGAUAUGCCUUUGUUUAGGCAUAAUUGUCUGUGCUGUACUUGAUAUAUCAGACUUUGAAGAAAAAAUAUUUUUAUCAUUUAGAGCAGGAUAUCCAUUCUGGGGAGCUGUAUUGUUUGCUGUUUCUGGAUUGUUGUCAAUCGUAUCUGAAAAGAAGAAGGCAGUGAAUCUGGGGAGAGGCAGCCUGGGAGCAAACGCGGUCAGCAGCAUUGCGGCAGGAAUAGGAAUCGUCAUUCUGAUCCUCAACCUAAGCCACAGCGCAGCUUACAUCAGCCAGUGCGAAGACCUUCAAGAAGAUGACACCUGCUUUGUGGCUUCUUUUACCAUUGAAAUUGUGUCUGUGAUGCUGUUUCUUACCGUCCUGGGAUUUUGCAGUGCUGUGUCCCUCACAAUCUAUGGAAUCGGAGAAGAGUUAGAUGGAAAUAAGGUUCCAGAUGAUCGUAUUUAUGAAGAACUAAACAUUUAUUCACCAAUUUACAGUGAGUUGGAAGAGAAAGGAGAAACAUCUUCUCCAGUUGACUCCUAAGAAUCAUCUUUCCAGAGCAUUCUGAUUCACAGUGAAGAUUUUAGAGAGCCCAGGUUUUUCAAUAACUUUUAAGAGGCUGUUGUCAAAAUGUCUCUUCUCUUCAGAGUCUACCAGUAUUACAUUUAUGCUCUAGAAUGGUGAUAUUUUUAUUUUGUGGAUUCUAGUCCCCUAUUUCCUCUCUUGUGUAUACAUAUAUAGAAACUUAGACACUAAGCUUCUUGUUUUGUAUUAUAAUCUCAUACCCAUUCCUCUGGGAAGCCCACAUGUAAGAAGUGGAGAUUUUUACCCAUUUACAAUUGUGUAAAUGGAGAAGAGAAGAAGGAAGAUAGCUGAGAGUUGGACUAAAUUGACACUGUGAGAGCGUAUUUGGUUAUUUGUUUCUGUUAGAGUUCUCAACACAUACAGUUGUGA